Rhineura floridana is the source of this 2241-nucleotide messenger RNA. It is a transcript of the gene UBE2W, whose product is annotated as ubiquitin conjugating enzyme E2 W. The coding region runs from base 248 to 778 and encodes 176 amino acids. Lineage: Eukaryota; Metazoa; Chordata; Lepidosauria; Squamata; Rhineuridae. The record is from RefSeq and is a predicted model, not a curated record. The transcript is spliced from 6 exons.
CAGCAGAAGCCGAAGAGGAGGGGGGUUGGGUGACGGUUGGCUCUCCGUGUCUUCCUGCGCUGGUUUCUGUGGAUGCAGCUUACAGGAGGAGGAGGAGAGGGAGUAGCAGCUGCCGCUGCUGCUGCUGUGUUUCCCGGACGAGCGGUGGAGAGGGACGCUGUGGGGAACUUAAACCGAAGGGAGCUGGGAGAGGCCAAGGGGAAACCCUCCCUUUUUUCCUCGAGUGGCUGAGGAGGCAAAGAGGGAGAUGAGGCAAAGGGCUCGCCAGGAGCCAGUGAGGGGGGAGGAGGACGAGAAGAAGGGCCGCUCCAGGUUGGGCUCGUACCAGGAACAGCAGAAGAGGCUACAGAAAGAGUUGUUGGCUUUACAGAAUGACCCACCACCAGGAAUGACCUUGAAUGAAAAGAGUGUACAAAAUUCAAUUACACAGUGGAUUGUAGACAUGGAAGGUGCUUCUGGAACAUUAUAUGAAGGGGAGAAAUUUCAGCUGCUAUUUAAAUUCAGUAGUCGGUAUCCAUUUGACUCUCCUCAGGUCAUAUUUACUGGUGAAAAUAUUCCCAUACAUCCUCAUGUUUAUAGCAAUGGUCAUAUCUGUUUAUCUAUUUUAACAGAAGACUGGUCUCCAGCUCUUUCAGUGCAAUCAGUUUGUCUUAGCAUUAUUAGCAUGCUUUCCAGCUGCAAAGAAAAGAGAAGACCACCAGAUAAUUCAUUUUAUGUAAGAACAUGUAACAAGAAUCCAAAGAAAACAAAAUGGUGGUAUCAUGAUGACACUUGUUGAUGCCACCAUUUUGUGAUACUCCUAACAGAAGAUAGUCCUACUGAGAAAACGAGCACUUUGAUCAUUCAGUCUUUGAACUGUAACCUCUGACUGGAAGUGACAAAUAGACAAUGAAGACUACUUCCCUUGAGUGCAUUUUUACUAGUGUGCAUUCUGGGCGCAUGUUGAUCGCUGGUUCAAUCCAUGCUACUGAUGUGCUUUUCUUAGUCAUACAGUAUUAAUGCAGGUGUUGGAAAAUAGAAUUCAAUUUUUAAUUUUUGGGGGAGAAAUUCCAGGUCUUCAUGUAUUGUGCAAUAAGAAUUUCUUGACGGUUUUGGUGUAUCCAUUGCCGGCAAAAGAUUGUUUCAGGAAACCUAUACCCCUGCCAUAGAAAAGUUAGAUGCAUGAUAGGGCCUAUGAAAAGUUUUUAAGUAUAUUGGGAUUAUAAGUAACCUAUCUUUACUUUGAAAGCCUCCUAAUUAUUUAGUUUUGGAUUCUGUGCACUGUGAUCAUAAAACUAGCGGCGUGAGUUGAAACAUGCUUAACUAAAGAACUAAUAAGAUCAUUGCAUAUUUACUAUUACUCUCAAUGUUUUGAAAAGGAAGAUUCCCCCCCCCCCAGUUAUUUCAGCAGAGAGGUACGUACUGUGUUAGCCCUACGGUGAAAUUGAUACCUUGUAUGUGUGUAUUACAUUUCUGAAACAAAGGUAUGAAUAGAGUAGGAGUGGUUUAAUCAAGGUAAACUUCGUUCUGAAAAUGGGAACAGAUGGCAGUGACAAAACUGAAUUUGCUGCAGUCCAUGAUUGGGCUUGUUAAUAUGUACACUAGAGCUGUUUUCCAAGUAGAUUGCACACUGUUAUUUCAUACUAGCCUUCAGCAUGAGCCCUGUUGCCUACGCAAUAUUUCAUGUAUUUAUAUGUUUGGAAAUUUUUGUUUGAGUUCACUUUUUUGUUGUGUUGUAUGUCGUAUUUGAAUGUUACAAAAUAUUUUCACUGAAAAGCUGUCAGAAGAUAUUUUCUUGUAAAUUAUUUCUUUACCUUGUAAACAUUUAUCUUGUCUUUUAAGCCUGUACUAUAAAGGAAGAAAUACAUUUUGGACAGAGAUUAACUGUUUUGACAAAAAAAAAGUGUGGAUCUUUUUAUUUAAGUUAAGACAAAAGUAUAUUUUUCUUACUUUCCUUGUCCCAUACAGCCAUAGCAAUUUUUCCAGGUUUCUUUCUUCAAAGAUCUGCCUACAACUAGAUUUACCUUUUGUAUAGAAAAACAAUUGUUAAACAAUAGUGAAUUGUUUCUUCAGCUGUAUGUAAUUUUAUGAUACUGCAUCUAGGCUGUCUUUUUAGGAAGCACUGAUGUGUCUUUUAUAAACUUACUACCUUUACACAUAUGCAAACUUUCUAUUUCAAUGCUCUUUUUAAUGUUGCCUUAUUGUUGCACUAAAAAAAAUCAAAUCUAGUAGUCAAUAAAUGAAUGUCUGAAUUGAGUAAAA